CGCGAAACUACAAAAACCCUCUUGAAUCUUAACCAUCUUACCUUGUGCUCUGUUCUCGAAUCGUGUUCUAAAAGAAAUCGAGAUUGCACUAUUGUUUUGGUUCCUACAUGCUCGCUCUUGGAACCUCAACAACACCUUUUGCUUUCUCUUCGUUGGGUAGAAGUUGAACAUGUGGUCAAGAUGCUUAUUGCCUAAUACAUAUGAUCACCAAAGAUAACAAGUGUUGUGGAAUUGCUAUGGACCCGUCUAUUGUGAAGCUUCCAGAAGAUGACGAGGAUGAAACAAUGCAUUCAGGGGUGGAUUUGGAAGCCUUCCAGGCUGCCCUAAAUAGAGAUAUAGGAGAUGUGUCUACUUCUUAGUUUUCUGGUUCAGAUUCAGUUUUGUCUCAAGGAAGCAAUAAUACAUCUAGUAAAUCUUUACCCCAGUGGCCUACUUCUAACCAUGACAGCCAAACUGACUCUCAAAAUCAAGAACCUAAAACUGCACAACAGCAAGAGCAACCUUCAUCAGAGAUGGAGCUAAAGCAACAUGGAUGUCGUGUGGAACAACUACAGCAUGUUGCUUCUCAGGACGUAAAUAAUCCUCUUUUGUCACAGAAACAAUCUCAAGAUGAAUGUCACCAAGCGCCGGCUGUACAAGUUUCUCUUCAAAAUUCUCAAGCUAUCAGAAUUCAGAAUUCAGGAAAAGAUCCUGUCCUUAAUAAUGAAGUAGGAAAGAAUCAUAACCCCAACAGUGAAUCUCAGUAUGCCAAAUUGCAGCAGAUGAGUAAUCAACAGGCUACAGUCCCUGAGCAGCCAAGUACCCCAGGGAAUCAUAGUAAACAAGUACCAUUUGCUCUGUUGCUACCCAUCUUGAUUCCUCAACUUCCCAAAGACAGAGCCAUGCAACUUCAAACCUUAUUUGCCAAGUUGAAGAAAGAUAAAAUACCGAAAGACAGUUUUGUGCGGCUUAUGAAAGGCAUUGUAGGGGACAAGAUGCUUAGAUUAGCAAUAGCAACGGUCCAAAUGCAACCACAGACAAGGCCCAAUCAAGCAUCUGUAGGGCAGCAGCACCCUGUGAGGAUGCCAAAUGGUAGUUCAGGUGCAAGGCAAUUGAAUGAUCCCCAUGCUUUAGCACAGAUGCAUCAGAGAAGUAUGAAUGCUUCUGUUGACCAAUCUCGCAUGACUUCUUCAGCUGGCCAAACUAUGGAGAGCAAUGCUAGAAAAUCUCAGGAAUUGGAUGUUAAAAUAGAAUCUCAAGGAUUGCAACCAAGCCAAUUGCCAUCUUCCACUUCAACCACAGUUGGUCAAGAAGCAGAAAGAUCAUCAGUUCACAUACAAGGGCUUAAUAAGCAGCAGCAACAACAUCUACAUUUCCCAUCAGCAUAUGGAAAUAGUGGUGGUAACUAUAGCCCUUUUUCCAUGACAACCAGUAGUUCCACUUCAUCUAUCAAACCACAACCGCAUGAUUCACACAUUAGUCAAAUUUCACAUCACAGUAUUGGUUCAAAUCACUUAGGUGGGUCAACACAUGGUAUGAAUGUAAUUGGUAUGCCAAAACUUGAACAGCAUAAUUCUUUCCAUGAUCCCAAGAGGCUGCCAGGUGGAUCUGUGUCUUCUGCUGUAAACCAUACAGCAUCUCAACAAACUUCAAAUGCUUGGCAACCAUCAAUAAACAAAGAACAAAAUCUGGGCUUAAUGUCAUCUGUUUCUUAUGUCAAAAAGGAACCUAGUGACUUGUCUACAGAGCAGCAAAAUAGGCAUAAUUUGACUAAAUUGCAUGGGUAUUCUUCUGUUAAUUCUGCUCAGAUUGAACAGGGUGGUGCUAGUCAAGGAAUUGUAAAGGAUGAGUUUUCAAGAGGUCUUCCAGCAUCCACAACUAUGCCACCUACAACAUCUUCUGGGUUGUUGCCACACAGUUCUGCCUCCCCUUCUGCAAUGACCCAACUAGACCCUAGUGUCUCGCUAUGCUCUCAGAUUCCAUCAAAUGCUUCUGGAAUUGUUGCAAGGACACCUCCUAAAAAGCCUGCUGUUGCCCAAAAGAAACCACUUGAAGCACUUGGUUCCUCACCUCCUCCUCCAAGUAAAAAACAAAAAGCUUCUGGAGGAUCUGUAGAACAAAGCAUUGAACAACUGAAUGACGUCACUGCUGUUAGUGGAGUUGACCUCAGGGAAGAGGAAGAGCAGUUAUUUUCAGGGCCCAAAGAGGAUAGUCGAGUUUCAGAAGCUUCUCGAAAGGCUGUGCAAGAAGAAGAGGAAAGGCUGAUUUUGCAAAAAGCUCCAUUGCAAAAAAAAUUAAUUGACAUCAUGGCCAAGUGUGGCUUGAAGGGUAUGAGCAAUGAUGUGGAGAAAUGCUUGUCACUGUGCGUGGAGGAAAGGAUGCGUGGACUGAUAAGUAAUCUGAUUAGAAUAUCAAAACAGAGAGUUGAUUUUGAGAAAACAAGACAUCGGACUGUUGUCACUUCAGAUGUUCGGCAGCAAAUCAUGAUGAUAAAUAGGAAAGUAAGGGAAGAGUGGGAGAAAAAACAGGCAGAAGCAGAUAAGCUUCGGAAACUAAAUGAUGCUGAGAGCAAUACUGGAAUUGAUGGUGACAAGGAGAAGGAUGAUGGUCGUUCUAAAUCAACUAAGGUGAACAAGGAAGAGGAUGACAAGAUGAGGACAAAUGCUGCAAAUGUUGCUGCUCGUGCUGCUUAUGGGGGAGAUGACAUGCUGUCAAAGUGGCAACUUAUGGCUGAGCAAGCCAAGCAGAAACGUGAAGGGGGGACGGACAUGUCAUCUAGUUCUCAACCAGCUAAAGAUGUGAACCGCAAAUCUUCAUCAACAUCUGGAAGAAGUAUGAAGGAUAGCCAAGAAGGGGAGAAAAAAAGUCUUUCAACUUCAGUGGCUGCUAGAAAACUUGGGAGGAGUCAUGCCAUUGCAUCUCAAACUAGGGUAGCUCGAAACAUCUCUGUCAAGGAUGUGAUUGCAGUCCUGGAGAGGGAACCCCAGAUGUCUAAAUCUCCACUCAUACAUCGCUUGUACGAGAAAAUUCAUUCUGAUGCCCCAGCUGAACAAGGUUAAAGAAAGUACCUAGGUGAUCUGGGUUUUUAUUAUUUUGUUGCUGAGCUUCUUAAUAUAUUAUGCUUUCCGAAGAAAAAGAAAGGUUUCCUUAAGUUUAAAUCGGCUGUUUUUGACUUGCACUACAUUUAACGGAGAUAGCUUUCCUGCUGAAUUUGAUUUUUCUCCUGUGUCCAUGAUCGCCUUGUGAGAUGUUUGCCUAGUUUUUGGUUCCGUUGUGUAUAUUCUUGUAUAAUCACUUGGUAAAUUUGGAAAUAGUGCAAUUAAACAGAAACCUUCCACUUGGCAGGCUUUUUA
Cajanus cajan (pigeon pea) is the source of this 3332-nucleotide messenger RNA. Lineage: Eukaryota; Viridiplantae; Streptophyta; Magnoliopsida; Fabales; Fabaceae. The record is from RefSeq and is a predicted model, not a curated record.